Messenger RNA from Alosa sapidissima (American shad), 1879 nucleotides. Its product is annotated as transmembrane protein 150A-like. The record is from RefSeq and is a predicted model, not a curated record. The coding region runs from base 675 to 1514 and encodes 279 amino acids. The transcript is spliced from 8 exons. NCBI's taxonomy places the organism in Eukaryota, Metazoa, Chordata, Actinopteri, Clupeiformes, Clupeidae.
ACCAUUAUUUUUCUACGGCUGAACUUGGUAAAAUGAAUGAACAAAGACUAAAAGUGUAGGCCUAGACUGGUUAUGGGUACCAGGAUAUUUUAAACAUCUCACAAAUUUAACUCACACAUUAACUCAAAGACCCUGAAUCAUAAACACUAGUCUGUCUAGGAUCCGUCUCACUUCCGAUCAGAGAGCUAAACGUUUGGGAAAUCACUCUUCUUUCAAAGAACCUAAUGCAAUGCAGAGGGGAGGAGUUUGGAUUUGGAGGCUGUUGCUGAGACAAGCCACGUUUUCAAGCAACCCAGAUCCCGCGUUUGUGUGUGUGAGAGAGUGUGAAGAAGAGAUAGCACACCUACACCUGGAUUAUCACUCACGGAACAAACUAGCAACAUUUCUGGACAGACACACAGCAUACUCUUGCAGAAGUCGUAGAGGAACAUUUUUAUGUUUUGUUUUUGGAUUUUUGUUUUGUUGUUGUUUUUUUACCUCAGGCUAAGUCAAACACUUAAGAACAUAUCUGCAUCUUGAGACAAGUAAGGUUAAUUCAGUGAAAGCAUAUCAUGGGUUGGCCACUUCAGGUUUUAUAAUCUUCAAUCCAAUUCGGACCAAACGUUAAAAGACGCACCGUGGCCCUGUGGGGACCCUGACGACGUUCCUUGAGAGAAGCUGAAGAUUGACUGGCCAUGUCUUUCUGGGUGAUCUUACCCAUCAGUUUACCUGUCUUCACCAUCACAGGAAUUUGGGUGGUAUACGCCAUGGCUCUGUACAACCAGCAUGUCUGUCCAGUAAGCAACUGGUAUUAUAACCAGUCCUGUGAGCAGCCCCUGCACUUACAGACUGAUCCAGUACUCUGCUGUACGCUGGAUAAUGUACCACUCAUCAGUAAGUGUGGAGCUCUUCCACCUGAGAGCUGUUUGUUCAGUCUGAUCUGCAGCACUGGCUCCUUCAUGGUGAUGCUGAUAAGUCUGCUGCGGUACGCCCAUGUGAUCGACAAGCACCAGAACUGCAUACUCAACACAGCCGGUCUCUCCACUGGCUGGAUGUGUGCCACAGGCCUCAUCAUGGUGGGCCACUUCCAGGUGGACUAUGCUAAAAUCCUGCACUAUGUGGGUGCAGGUGUGGCGUUCCCCACCAGCAUGCUGUUUGUGGGAGUCCAGACGGCACUGACCUACCGGCUGGCCAAGGCCCAGGCAGACUAUCACAUCGCCCACAUGAGACUCACUCUAGCACUGCUGGCCUUCGUCUCUCUAGUGCUCAGUGGUGUAUUCUUUGUCCAGGAGAGCUACGUGCUCCAGCACGCUUCCGCCAUCUUUGAGUGGAUCUUCGCCAUCAUCAUCAUGAUCUUCUACGGCUCCUUCGCCUUCGAGUUUGACAGCGUGUCUAGCGACACCAUCAUGGUUCUGGUGCAGGGUGGUUCUAGCAGAGGAGAUUCUAGCCUGUCGGUGAUAGAGAACAAAGCAUCCAUGAUGAAUGGAGGAUCUAUGCACCUUCAACUGUCUCCUGAGGGCGUCGCCAUGCUGUAGAACACCCAACCAUUGUGAGGUCACAAGGGCCUUGACCAGUCACAUGACAGCAAAGAAAGAAGGAUAGAAGAAUAAGAGCCAAUCAAGUGGUAACUGACAUUCAGGUUGUCCAGAGAUUGUCUGACCCAUCAGGGCGAUAUAGGGAGAUAUUGGUGAUAACGUUCCUGGACGCCAUGGCUUUUCCGCUGGACACAUGGUCAAGACAUAUUUCUUUCUUAGGAGUUGUCUCUUGCAUGCCAGACAAAGGCUCACCCACAAGGGCAUUGGACCCACAGCACAGUAUGUGAGAUGCCGUACUGUUGCAUUUUGUUCUCCCCAGUAAAGUCUCCAUAGGAGUGCUGAGCUAAUAACCUCAGUGGAACAGA